Orbicella faveolata is the source of this 1955-nucleotide messenger RNA. Its product is annotated as arrestin domain-containing protein 4-like. NCBI's taxonomy places the organism in Eukaryota, Metazoa, Cnidaria, Anthozoa, Scleractinia, Merulinidae. Gene Ontology annotation, cellular component: cytoplasm. Gene Ontology annotation, biological process: protein transport. The record is from RefSeq and is a predicted model, not a curated record.
UAGCCAAACAGCGAGGGCUUGCUUCUUGCUUGGGGAGACAGAUGUGACCAGACGUUAGGACUCGGGGCAGUCUGGGCACGAUCUGGAAUCUUCUUCCUUCUUCCGGCAUUUGCUGUUAUGAAAUUGUCGUGAGAACAUGGCGAGUAGGUAACAGCGCAUUUUCUAAUGGGAAAAGUGGUAUAUUUCCGAGUGGAAUUUCAGGAUGACAAGACAACGUUCUUCCCCGGUGAAAUUAUCAAGGGUAUUGUUAGAGUCAUGGUUAAUAAGGAGUUAAAACUUCGUGGCAUUCGAGUGGAGUUUCAUGGAGAAGCCAAUGUCUUCUUGUCAGGAGGAGACCAGCGGAGAAAGCGACCUGCAAACAGUGAAGUGUACAUUGAUCUCGUAGCAACGUUAUUUGGAAAAGCCCCUGAUGAAGCUGGUGAAAAUCCAGUGCUAGCACCUGGAGAUGAAUACACUCUCCCAUUUCAGUUUCACAUUCCAAGUGAAAAUUUGCCCUCAUCAGUGGAAGGGAACUUUGGUCAUGUGCGAUAUUGGCUUAGGGCAUUUAUUGACCGUCCCUGGAGGUUUGACAUUUCUACAAAGGCUUUUUUCACAGUUAUUGAACAUGUGGAUAUAAAUGUAGCACCAGGACUAUUGCAUCCCUGCCAAGUUGAACAAGAAGAACAAUAUGGAUGGGCUUGCUUCUCUGGUCCACUCAGUGUGACCGUUCAAACAGACAGGGGUGGUUACUGUCCAGGAGAAGACAUCGCAGUCUCAGCAUUUAUCAAUAACCAAUCAAGUAGCAGGAUUUGCGGUGUGGAGAUCAUUUUUUUUCAAAUCUCAGUCUAUACAAUUAAAAGUGGUAAACGAAAUAAACGUAGGGUAGAAAAAGUAGCUUCAGUGAAAAGAGAUGAGAUUCAAGGAAUAGGAGAUCACCACAUGGAGAUGGUACCACUUCCAAUCCCCUCGCUACCGCCAACAAUGACAAGUUGUAGCUGUAUAAAGAUAUCCUACGAAUUGAAGUUUGUUGUUCACAUUGGUGGUUGGAACUCCAAGGACCUCACCCUUACAAUCCCAAUAACAAUUGGCUCGGUACCGUAUCAGCCCCUGUUGCUACCUUCACCAGUGGAGCCGUCAGCCCCGCCUCUCUGCCCUCCACCCUAUAGUGACGACAUUCAGCCACAUCCUGGUGUGGUUCUUCCAUCAUACGCAGAGUGUGUUUAUGGAGGAGCUGCCAUACAUGACGAGAAUGAUUCAGGUGACAUGAUGGGUGACUCCACCUUCACUCCAAUGUACCCGUUUGUCAAUCAUUACCAGAUCCCCUCUGCCACAAGCCAAGAACCGCAGGCCUCGACCAGUAAAGUGGCUCUGCCUUAAGUCAGCUCUGGUGUGAUUUAUUUUAUUGCUAAGGUUUAUAUGCUUGUAGAGUUAGUAAUUGUGUACAUAGCUGCCUUUUUAGAGAGCUCUUAGGCUGAUUAGAAAUUUGAUGCUUCUGUUUUUCUGAUAUCGAGCUGAGCUUCAUGUAGUCACUUUUCAAGGGACUAGUUAUCAAAUUCAAAAUUGUUCCAGGCUUUUGUUCAAAGAAAAUGAACGCUGCACAUACAUCUUGUAUGUUGAUUUUUACCUAAAAGAAAACAAGCGGAGAAAACUUCAUAUUAUUAGCAGUGAUUGACAAAUCAUUUGACAUUAGUUGGGUCAGAUUGUGAAAUUUAGUAGGAAGAGGACCAUUGUUUGUAGUUGAUGUACAUUUUUUGUGAAUCAAAGCAAAUUAUUUUACAACCACAUUAAUCUUUCAAACCUCGUUGCAUGUGUCCUUUAACCUUACAUUCGUGGAGAGAUCAAACGUUAAUUUCUCCCAACAAUACCAAUAAAUAAUCAAGUAGACAGGUGAUGGGAAUGAAAGAAAUAUUGUCAGCUUUAGAUGCUGCGUUUUGCCUUAAGGAUUCGCUCGGUAUGCAAUACUUAAUAAUAAUAAA